This is a messenger RNA of Dibothriocephalus latus, 828 nucleotides long. NCBI's taxonomy places the organism in Eukaryota, Metazoa, Platyhelminthes, Cestoda, Diphyllobothriidea, Diphyllobothriidae. The record is from the annotation of a GenBank genome assembly.
AUGAAGAGCUUCCUUGUGGUAUCCCUGCUUGGUGGUACUACCGUGGCGCUAAGCAGUUUGCUCUAUCCAAUCUUCAUCAGGAAGUAUCAUUCAUUUUGGAUGGCUCGUCACAAAUCUCUCCCCAUCGGCCUGCCGAAUAAUUCCAAUCUCUGCUACUUAAACGCCCUUCUUCAGGCAAUGGCGUCAAAUCGCAGUCUGAUUAAGUCACUAAAACGCAGUGCCGCUGUACGUCGGGACCGUCUGCUAUGCUGCCUUGUGGCUCUUUUGGAAGGACUUCGAUGUUCAUCCGGAUACUUGAGGAAGCACAAUCUUGUGGAGGUUCUAGCAGACGCUCACCGAACUUUUGUCGAUCAGCUUAAUCUGACAGAGAAAUGGUCAGUCAAUGAACAGCAGGAUGUCCACGAGCUGUUUGUAUUUCUCAUGGAUUUGGCCAAUGGGAACGAACCAGGUAGAACUGAAAUUCGUGCCAGUGGAGGUCUUCAUUCUGUCUCUCGUUUGAACGGCCGCACAGAUUACUCAUCUGUCGCCAGAUGCUGCCAUCGUAACUCGCCUCUUCUUUUCGACGUGGGUUCAAAGAAUCCGAUUGGCUUAGCCGAGGCCUUUCGCCAGUCUCCAUUUCAUACAUUCCGUAUUACCAAUCCUCAAUACCAUCUUAUUUCCAAUCAGAUAAUCUGCACCAAAUGCAAUUAUCAUGGUGCCCUGAAGCUUGUUCCCGAGGCCUGUGUCACCAUCUUUCCUUCCGAGGAAGACGGGCCACGCUCUGUCAGUCUACCUACUGCCUGCCAGGUGCUUGCAGGGGGCAUAGGAGGCUGUGUAUGCGAGUGGUAA